AUUAAUCGUAAACAAACCAAUCUCACCAAGACCAACGUCGUUCCAGCAACACCAACAAACAAGCAAUGAAAGAAGCAAUCGUGCUGUAUCCGUCACCGGCCAUCGGCCACCUCAUCUCCAUGGUGGAGCUCGGCAAGCUCCUCCUCAUCCACCGCCCUUCCCUUUCCAUUCACAUCCUCAUCACCAACCAAGCUUACGACGCCGGCCCCACCACCGCCUACAUCGCCUCCGUCUCCACCACCGUCCCCUCCAUCGCCUUCCACUACUUCCCUGCCACCACCCUCCCCCCGGACUUCUCCACCACCUCCCCGAACCGCGAGACCCUCGCCCUUGAGCUCCUCCGCCUCAACAACCCUAACGUCUACUGCGCCCUCACCUCUAUCACCAAAAACCACAUCGUUCACGGCCUCAUCAUUGACUUCUUCUGCGUCGCUGCUGUCGCAGUCGUGCGUGAGCUCAACAUCCCCUGCUACUACUUCUUCACUAGUGGUGCUGGUUUCCUCAGCUUCUACCUUUACGUCCCAAUUCUUCACGACAAGUUUGCCAAAAGCUUUAAAGACUUUGACGCCCCCAUAGAUGUCCCCGGCACACCUCCAAUACCACCCUCUGACGUUGCGAAACCGUUGCAGGAUCGCUAUGACGAGGCCUACAAGGGCUUCUUGGAUUCGUCCCUGAAGAUGCAGACUUCAGCCGGGAUCAUAGUCAACACCUUCGAGAAGCUCGAGCCAAGAGCGAUACGAGCCAUCAUGGACGGCAAGUGUGUGCCUGGCGGGUCCACUCCUCCGCUUUACUGCAUCGGACCGCUGAUCUCGAGCAGGGAAGGAAACGACGGCGGAUUUCCGGAGUGUCUGACGUGGCUGGACUCGCAGCCGAGAGGGAGCGUCGUGUUCCUGUGCUUCGGGAGCUUGGGCGUGUUCUCGGUGGAACAGCUGAAGGAAAUAGCGACGGGGCUGGAGAGGAGCGGUCAACGGUUCUUGUGGGUGGUCCGUAACCCAACAGAGGACAAGAAACAGAAGGCAGCCACGUUCGCGAUGCCCGACCCACACUUGGGCUCCCUGCUUCCGGAGGGUUUCUUGGAACGUACCAAAGAGAGGGGGCUCGUGGUCAAGAAAUGGGCCCCGCAGGUGGCGGUGCUGAGCCACCCCUCAGUGGGCGGGUUUGUGACUCACUGCGGGUGGAACUCGGUGCUGGAGGCAGUGAGUGCGGGCAUGCCGAUGCUGGCGUGGCCGCUCUAUGCGGAGCAGCGGCACAACAGGGUGUUGCUGGUGAAGGAGAUGAGGAUCGCCCUGCCGGUGGACGAGUCAGAGGGCGGGUUGGUGAGUUCGGAGGAGGUGGAGAAGCGUGUCAGUGAGCUAAUGGAGGGUGAGGAGGGCAAGAUGGUGAGAGAGCGAGCGCUUAACAUGAAGGAAGAAGCUAAGGCUGCUCUAAGCCCCGGCGGGUCGUCUCAGUCGGCGUUGGCCGGACUCAUUGAUUCGUGGAAGCGCGAGUGAAAUGCGCUGGAUUUCGUAGGUCUUCUCGGUCGGCCGUCUGCUGAUGAAUUUUUCUUGUCGUCUUUUGGGUUUUUUUUUUUAGCAAGUCUUUUGGGUUUGAAACAUUCGAGGAUGGCGGAUUGACGUGCGUUACGAACAAUGGUUGAAUAUUAUCUCGUAGCUUGUGCUUUGAUUCUCUCCCAUGCAGACAAAAUCCUUUCUUUUAUGGGUGAAAUAAAAUCUCUCUUCUUGCAAA
Molecule: messenger RNA, 1725 nt
Organism: Syzygium oleosum
Lineage: Eukaryota; Viridiplantae; Streptophyta; Magnoliopsida; Myrtales; Myrtaceae
Product: UDP-glycosyltransferase 88B1-like
Exons: 1
Coding region: 66-1490 (474 amino acids)
Molecular function (GO): UDP-glycosyltransferase activity
Source: RefSeq, a predicted model, not a curated record